Molecule: messenger RNA, 1286 nt
Organism: Myzus persicae (green peach aphid)
Lineage: Eukaryota; Metazoa; Arthropoda; Insecta; Hemiptera; Aphididae
Exons: 4
Coding region: 152-844 (230 amino acids)
Source: RefSeq, a predicted model, not a curated record
ACUAGUUUAGAUGCAGUCUUAUCAAAUAUGGCUAGACAUCAAAAAUUAGAUAAUAUGCUUGAUGAAAAAUUUGAUUCAUUAUAAAAUCAUAUAUAUAUAUAUAUAUCAUCUUAGAUUUGUUGCAGCUGACAUAAUAUAUUAAACUAGAGUUAUGGGAGUCCAAGGAUAUUCUAUAGCAUCCGACUUAAACACAAGAAAAAGUCGUCUGGGGUGCUCUGUGUGUAAAAAAAAAAUCAAUAAUGAUACACAGAUUGAACAUUUUUCAUCAAAACCCUGGAUUGAUAAAAAACAAAUAAAAAACAAUGUUUCUGAAAAAAAAUUAAAAAAUUGUGAAUAUAUUAAAUUAGCGCCAACCGUAGUAUUAAGUCCUAAAAUUAGUGAAUGUUAUUGUAAUCAUAUGAAACAAACAAAAACUGAAUCCUUUCCAAAAUUAAUAUGUUCAAAGAGGUUUACAACACCACAAUUGACAGAUGUUGACGAAAAGUGGUUGAAUGAAAUUAUUGAAUUUAGACGUCAAAAUUGGUUUGAUUGUCAUGCUGAUUCAUUUAUUGAUGGCAUUUCUCUUCAAAAUGUUAUUCCUUUAAAUAUUUUUAAUGAACACAAACUAAAUUGUAACCAUCAAAAUAAUUCAAUAUCAUUAACUUCUACUGAUGGUAAUGAAUUAAAAACUGAAAAUCCAUUUGUAUAUUUGGAAAAUACUACUGCAGUUGAAAAACACCUAAAUGUUCAAAAAAAAACUUAUGUUUCUAAAUUUGCUGAGAAAAAAAAAAAAAAUCCAAAUGCAGUUUAUAAACCUUGGAUACCACCAUCAUCAACAUUAUCGACAGUUCAUUACACAUUUUAAUUUCUCGAUUUAAUUUUUAAAUAAUAAUAUAUUGCACUUGAAUUUUUUUUUUUGUUAGAUAAUAAACUAAUUAUUGUUAAGAUUACCUAUGAAUAUAUUAUUAUUAUUAUUUUUUAUUUAAUAUAUUAAAAUGUCUCAGCAUACAAGAUGCUAUUACAAGUAUAAACAUUAAUAUAUUAUUAUACAACUCUGUAAACACUACAUUAUCAUUGUAUAGGUAUUACUUAUUUUUGUAUUUACACUAAGAAAAAACAUUAUUUUGCAUCAAAUAUUUUUGUGUAAGUAUACAACAAUGUUAUGUAUGUUUACAUAAUAUAAUUAUUAUUGUGCAAUAACUAGGUAUUUCGAAUUUGUAUGGAUAAAUUAUUUUAGUUUUAGUAUUACAAUUUAAUAAAAGAUAUAUAUAGUAAUAAAAUGUAAUGAUAAUUAAUCUCAAGUAUUU